AUGGGUUCAACUCCAGCCCACUGCCCUUCUGACUCGCCCUUCUACCUUUCCUGUCAUCUGUUCUUCACUGUUCUAUCCAAUAAAAAUCACAAUUUUGGGGGGAAUAAAGUGGGAAUUUGUUCCUUGCUUGAUGUGUUCUCUCUUUCUGCAGGCUGUCCAUCCGGGACCUGUUGACCAACGCGUUCUUCGGGGAGGACACAGGGGUACGUGUGGAGCUGGCGGAGGAAGACAUGGGCUGUCAGGACUGCCUGGCCCUCAGGAUCUGGGUGGAGGAGCCAAAGAAGCUGAAGGGAAAACACAAAGACAACGAGGCCAUCGAGUUCAGCUAUGACCUGGAGAAUGACAGCGCAGAGGAGGUGGCUUCGGAGAUGGUGAGAUUAGGAGGAGAAAGGGAUAGAGAGGGAGGGAUACCUUUUUCACACUUUGGUACAGACCCGAACUGGUACAGUACAAUAAAGGUUGGCUCGGCUCAGCACAUUAGUGUGAAAAAUGAUUUGAGAGAGAGCAGUGUAGGAUGGAGCAGGAAUAACUGGGACCUCUAUGUUGAGAGAACUGCAGGGAAGGUGGGAGGGCUAUAGGAAAGGUGUGCUUUGAUGUAUUACAAAGUCCACAGCUCAUUAAUCAAGGUUUCCUUGCUAGUCGCUACCUCCAACCUACAUUCCCUCGCCAUGCUUUCAACUUUUUCUCUCUCUGUCUUUCCCACUCUCUCUUUUUCUCUCCGCUCCUAUCUCCCUGUCUCUCUCUCCACCUACUCCCUCCCUCCUCUUCUCUCUCUCUCUCUCUCCUCUCUCUCUCUCUCUCUCUCUCUCUCUCUCUCUCUCUCUGCUCUCUCUCUUCUCCUCUCGGUCGUCUCUCCUCUCUUCUCUCUCCUCUCUCUCUCUCUCCCUCCCUCCCCUUCUCUCUGUCUACCCACCACCCCCUCUCCCUCCUCUCUCCAGGUGAAGUCAGGUUUCUUCCACGAGAGCGACACAAAAGUGGUCGGUAAAUCCAUCCGCGACCGCGUUACGCUCAUCAAGAAGUCCCGUGAGAGACGCCAGCAGCAGCUGCUCCAACAGCAGCAAGGCUUUGAUGAGAGACGGGACUCUACCCUCACCUCCUCCUACACCUGCUCUCACCCCUCCUCCCUAGGGCCUGGGGUGGCUGGGCUGACAGGGGGAGAUGGGGGAGGAGGAGGGCAGGGGGAGGCUGAGGAGCUACCAGAGGUGGAUCAGCAUGUGAGGCAACAGCAGCUGUUCCAUAGUGGGAAUCCUCUGAGCCUGCCCACAGGUACAACUGCAGACCAAUGUUAUGUCAGUCAGAGGCUUGUAAAGAUUUAUUUACGGUGUAAGACUGUAUACUGUGUUUACCUACUUACUGACUGUACUGGGGUAGAUAUCAGCAACGAAGUGGAAUAUUAAGAUAAACAUAUUAUUUGGUUGUGGACAGUCCUAGAAUAGGAUAUAAUGAUAAUUAUAUUAUUUUCCUUAUCCCCAAAGUAGUGUUUGUCUAGACUCAUAUUUUACACUUGCCCUUGUAUUUACUCCAGGAGGUGAGAGCAUUGGCUCAGCCAGCUGUGAGUCCUAUGCCAGUAGCCAGAGCCAGGCAUACCCUCAGCAAGGGGAGUCAUACGUGCUCUCUCAACCCAGCAUCCCUGCUGCUGCGUCGGUGAGUAUAUGGCAUCCCAAAGGACAACCUAUUUCCUAUGUAGUGCACUACUUUUGACCAGGGCCAAAAGUAGUGCGCUAUGUAGAGAAUAGGGUACCAUUUGGAACAUACAUCAUAUUAUGGUUGUUCCUGUUUUGGAAAAUCCAGUAUACAAAGAGAUUGAUAUCUUAUCUUCAACCCUGCAAUCAUGCUCAAUUAUGUUGUCUAUUAUCUAUUUUUAGGCCAUUUUGGCCCAUCAUGAAAUGCUCCCGAUUGGUCAGAGCGGAGGAGUUCCGAACGUGCCUAUUGGUCAGAGUGGUGGGAUUUCCGCCAUGUCCAUUGGUCAAAGCAGUGGUGGGGCACCUGUUGGUCAGCAGACUUACGCUCAGCCUGUUGCUAUGGCAACGGAAGUCUCACCAGGUGUACCACAGCAGUAUUCGCAGGUGAGUGGCUCUCGAUCCCAUUCAACUCUCUUAACAUCUCUCUAACCCUCUUUUAUACUGGAUAAAACAAGUUUGAACCAUGAUAUAUUCCAAAUAGCUUUUAAUCAUUCCACGUAACUAUUUUAUCAGAUGUUCUUUAAUGAAAAUGAUAAUAAAAACUAUAACAAUCUUGAUCAUAACAAUGUUUUCAUGUCCUCUAAAAAAUCUGUGCAAUCCUUUGAUAAUUAAUGCCUGCCCUUUAUCCAAUGCUUACUCUUAACUUGUCUCUUUACCUCAAUCUCCCCUACCUGCCCUCUCACCAUAACUCCAUCUGACCAUGCACCUGUCACCCCAUGAUGAUCAUCUUCACACCAUCUCAGUCAUACCAUUCAGAUGGAUCACAGAUCGCACCAAUGGCCCCUUCCCAGUCCUACGCACCCCCAGUCUCGCCCCAAGCCCAGCAUAACAUUCUUCCAGCUCCCAUUUCAGUGGGGGACCCAACAGGACUAGUGGGCGUUGGUGGCAAGGAGGCCAUGGUCCCUCUCCCACAACAGACCCAGGCCAAUGUCACUCCCAACAUCAUGCAGGCCUCUGACAUCCAGAUGACACCCCAGCCUUUAACCCAGCAAGCACAGCCUGUCAUGAUCACCCAACAGCAGACCAUUGUUCAACAACAACAGCAGAUACUGAUGGAGCCACAGCAGCAGCAAAUGGAGGCUCAACAAACCGCCCUGCUUCAGCAGCAGCAGCAUCAACAACAACAACAACAACAGGCCAAUGUAAUUCCCCAGAAGGCGGUACUGAUACAGCAACAUAUAGAACAACAACAGCAACAGCAGCAACAGACUAUAGCAAUCCAACAGCAGCAAACUACUGAGCUACAGCAGCAAGUGUAUGUGCAGCAAGCUUUGGUUCAGCAGCAGCAGCAAAUGCAACAGCAUCCUCAGCAGCAGGCCUUACUACAACAACAAUCAAUGGACCAACAGCAGCAAAAACAACAGGCAUUGUCAUUGCAGCAACAGCAAGUGGAUCAAACCCAAGUCUAUGCGCAACAUCCGCAAAACGACAUACAACAGCAGCAACAACUGCAACAGCAGCAAACAUUGUUACUACACCAACAGCACCAGAUUGAACAUCAGCAACAACAACAAGCGAUGUUACUAGAACAACAACAGCAAGUGUACAUACAACAGCAGCUUGAGCAACAGCAGCAACAAGCGUUGCUACAAAAGCAACAACAGGCACGAUUACAGCAGCACCAACUGGAGCAACAGCAAGCACUGUUACAACAGCAGAUAUUUGAACAACAGCAGCAGCAAGCGAUGUUACAGCAGCAGCAACAAGAGCAGCAGCAACAGCAAGCCUUAAAGCAACAGCAACAACAGGCGCAACUACAACAGCAACAGCUAGAGCAACAGCAAGCGCUGUUACAACAACAGCAGUUCGAGCAACAGCAGCAGCAAGCGCUCUUACAGCAACAACAACAACUGGAGGCUCACCAAGCGAGCCAGAUCCAACAACAACCGCAAAUGGAUCUACAACAGCAGCAACAACAAAAGCGAGCUGUUCUGCAACAACUGACCCAACUACAACAACAGGCGGUCGUCAGUCAUCCAGUCGACCCACAGCAACAGCAAGCUGUGCUACAGCAACAGUUGAAACAACAGCAAGCCCUGCUACAACAGAAACAGCUUCAACAGCAACAAGCGAUUUUACAGCAGCAGCAAUUGGAGCAACAGCAACAAGAGGCACAACUGCAACAGAAGCUGGAGCUACAACAGCAGCAAGCUUUGUUACAACAACAGAUCGAACAACAACGGCAAAAGCAGGCGUUGCUACAGCAACAACAAGCAGAGAGACUGCACCAACAGGCUUUGCUACAACAGCAGCAGCAACAGAUUCAACAACAGCAAGAGACUGGGCAACCGCAGCAGCAAACCGCCAAUAUUCAAUUACAACAAAGCGAGAAACAAGAGACCGCUUUGAUUCAGCAACAAUGUGAGCAGUUGCAAGCGUUGAUUCAACAGCAACAAAUUGAUGUGUGUAUGUUGCAACAACAACAACAACAGCAAAACACUGCUAUGUUUCCACCUAGUCACACUAGCCUAACACAGCAGCAACUGACAGAACAACAGCAAGUAGCGCUGAUACAACAGCAAUUACAUCAACAACAACAACAGCAGCAGCAACAACAACAAGCUAUAUUACUGGAGCAACAACAACAAGAGUAUGUUGUCCAGCAACAACAGCAGCGCCAUCAGAGCUCUGUCGUUGAACCUCAGCCUCAGAUCCCCCUUGUAGCCCCAACCGUACCAGCAGCAGAGGUUAUACAGGCCAUUCAGGUCCAAGCUCAGAUGGCCGCCCAGGCGCAGGCCCAAGCCCAGGGUCAGGGAGCCAUACCUGUAGCCAUUCAGCCACAGAUUCCCAGUCAGGCUCCACCGGCUGUAGUGCAAGCCCAUGCCCAAGUCCUGGCCCAGAUUCAAGCUCGGAAUGAAGCUCACCCUCAGAGCCAGGGCCAAUCCCCAGUCCCAGUACUCCAAGCCCAGCCCCAGAUGAUUGAGGUCCAGAUUCCACCUCAAGUGGUGGCCCCGAUCCAGGCACCAAGUCCUCCGAUCCCUAUCCAGCCCCAGGCUCCUCUAGUACAGUCUAUCCAUCAGAUCCCAGCUCAAAUACAGGCCCAGGCUCCAGUGCAGUCAUUCAUCCAGCAGACUCCCCGGCCUCUGCAUCCAACCCAAGCUUUGACUCAGACUCAGAUUCCAGCAGUUCUUGAGACUCAGAUGCUGCCUCCUAUGAAGCAGAGUCCAACUCUGGUCCAACCCCGAUCUCCAGUCUCAAUAACCCCCAUGCACAGCCAGAUCCAAGCCCAACCCCAGCACGAGUCUCCAGUGCAGCCCAGUGUUCAGCUCCCAGUGCUGGCGCAGCCUCAACUCCUGCCCUAUGCUCCAGCCGUCCUACUGGCACCGCAGUAUGUCACUGCACCUCAGCCCACCCAACAGCAAGCCAUGCAGCCAGUCCUGCAACAACAGCAUCAGGACAUCACACAACAAGUUACCCAACAACAGCAGAUACUGUUGGAGCAACAGCAGUCCAUUCUGCAGUACCAGCAGGUGAUGCUGUCUCCUGGAUCUGUUGGUGUUGGAACUGUCAUGGCGGCCCCUGCAGCCACAGACAUAGACCCUACCACCUUGGUCUCUGCUUCGCCUCAACACAUACAACAACAAACUGGACAAGUGGAUAUCCAAGGCCAGCAGGUACAGCUACAACCACCGGUACAGCCUGUCCCACAGCCACAGCAGCUUCAGGCUCAGACAGCCCCAGCCCCCAUCCAGCAGGCUCUGCAGUCUCUUCCCUCUCAGCAUCAGCAAGUCUCAAUUCCCGACCCAAGUCAACUGGCUUAUCAGCUUCCUCAGAUCCCCCCACAUCUGUUUCCCCAGCAGCCCACUGUUAACCCAGCACAGAUAGCAUCCCCAAGUAACCUGCCCCAGCUCGGGAAUCAGACUAGAGCCCUACCCUUCUACAGUCAGGUAGUAGCAGGAAUUACGCCACCAUCCCACCAGCACCAGGCUCAGCUGACACAGCCGUUACCCGCCCACACACACACCCAGAUGGCCAUGCAAGCUCAGGCACACACCCAGACACUGGCCCAAACGCAGCCCCAUGCCCAUACCCAGACCCAGCUCGCUGAGGCUGCAUUGGCGGCCUCCACCACCGAGCAACAGCCCCCUCUGAAUCCUCCCCAGGCUACUUCCCUCCCUCUUCCACAGAUGCCCCCCAGCCCUUCUCAUACAUCGUCUCACCCCCACCCUGCCUCCCUGCCACCCCUCCAUCCUGCUACCCCUGGCCCAGAGACCCAGCCCACCCCACCAGAGAGCCAACUAACCCUGCCUGGCCUGGCUGAUGUCCCCUCGAGCCUAACCUCUCCCCUGGCUGUUGCUGCCGCUGCCCAGCCCCCUGACUCUAACGCCCCCUCGCUGCUGCCCCCCACCUCAACCUCGCUCCAAGACUGUGACCCUGCUCUGCUGGGCAUUGCUCAGGUACAGAAGUGCACGCCGCUCUACCACUACUGCAUACUGUUCCACUACUACCACUAUCAACAUCCAAUAACCAGCCGGUUAUAGAAGGGUGUAUACAGUAGAGAGUAUUAUUUUUGAAACACAAUAAAACACAUUAUUUUUGUUUCGUUUGAAGAAAAGGUCAUUUCAUUCAGUUACGCUAAGUACGUUUGUAUGGUAUUUGUUCUGAUUUAAACCAACCAGUACGACAACAACCAGAUCCAGUGUUUAACUUACAUUAAAAUAGGUUCAUUUUUGUUCAAUUUCCUAUUUCAGUUGUUCAAUUUUAUUUGUAUUAGUCAACUAAUGGUUUGGUAUGUAUUUUUUCUUUGUGGGUUUUUGCUGUUUUCUGUAUGUCGGUAUGUAUUUGUAUGUUCGUUGUUCUGUCUGUAUUUAUGUGGCUCUACAGGAGAGUGCAAACCAGUCUGGCACAGAGAGACACUCCUCUUCAGGGUAUGUGUCACAUCACUACUCUCAACGUCGGCCCCAAUUUACUCCCUUGCUCUAGCCCCCGGCCCUAUCAUGUCAAUGUUUGCAGAUCUAUACAUUUGAAGUGAUAUGGUGGAAGCUACACCACUACACUACUUAUACCUUUCCAGAACCUUCAGAUCUGCAAACAUCCAAAGGUUAGGGCCAAGGGGAUGGGCUAGGGACCGGUUGUCAUUGUUCGUUUGUUUUUUGUUUUGAAUGUCAAGCCCUCCAUGUUAGAAAAGGCUUUGCCCACUACUGUACAUGAAGUACUAACAAUAGGAGUACUAUUUAUUUGACCAUCAAUGUUCACAUGUGUUGACUCUUGUUUGUCUGACACCUCUCACAGUGCUGUUCCAGCCAAUGGGGAUGGGGAUCUACAGAUGUUGUUAGCCAAUGGAAAACUAGAGAGGGUGAAGUCUCAAAGGAGAUUGUCCUAUCGGGGGGCAGAAAAGGGAUCACAUGCAUUUCAACUGAGCAUGAUCCAGGUAUUGUAUCCCUAAUAAUAUUAAUCCGUCUCAGGAUGUAAAAGGUUUGAAAUAAAUUGUCAAGUCGAAGAAGUUGUCAUGUCCAAGACAUUGAACAGACCAACAUGGUUUCUCUUCCUGCGCUCCGUAGGUGUCCAGCUCUGGGGAUAACAUGGUGGAGUGUCAGCUUGAAACCCACAGCAACAAGAUGGUCACCUUUAAGUUCGACACUGAGGGAGACGCACCUGAAGACAUCGCAGAUUACAUGGUAACUAGACCAACACGCAGUUAUACAUGGACAUUGUAUGGGAUUAUAGCACCACAAACUUCUACCUGUUUCGAUAUAUUAGAUAUGAUUCUAUGAAUAUAUGAUUAUAUAAUAUUGGAUGGUAUGAUGGUUUUUGCGGCAAGUAUUCUCAUUUGGACUAACACCCAGUUCGCCAUGCAGCCUGUGUUUGGUCCAUUUAGUUUGGUUUUAAAAAGUGUGUUCUAUUGUGUAUCAAUUUGUGUAUCUGUAAUGGCUUUUGUCUUGUGUAGGUGGAGGAGGAUUUUGUCCUUGAGUCAGAGAAAGAUACAUUUGUGGAAGACCUGAGGUCCAUUGUCAAGAGAGCUCAGGAAAUUCUCCUCACACAUCAACAGGUCUGGUUUGAAAACAUUGGUUGCGUCCCAAAUGGCACAGUAUUACCCUAUUCCCUACAUCAGGGGUUCUCAAAGUGGAGUCUGUGCGGUUUCUCAAAGUGGGGUCUGUGGAGGGACUGCAGGGGGUCCAUGUCCAGAUAAAUACACUACAUAUAUACACAUGCUUGUACCUCCACAGUGCCUUCGGAAAGUAUUCAGACCCCUUAACUUUUUCCACAUUUUGUUAGGUUACAGCCUUAUUCUAAAAUUGAUUAAAUAGUUUUUCCCCCUCCUCAAUCUACACACAAUACCCCAUAAUGACAAAGCAAAAAUAGGUUUUUAGAAAUUGUUGCUAAUUAUUAUUUUUUAAACAGAAAUAUUACAUUUACGUAAGUAUUCAGACCCUUUACUCAGUACUUUGUUGAUGCACCUUUGGCAGCAAUUACAGCCUCGAGUCUUCUUGGGUAUGACACUACAAGCAUGGCACACCAGUAUUUGGGGAGUUUCUCCCAUUCUUCUCUGCAGAUCCUCUCAAGCUCUGUCAGGUUGGAUGGGGAGCGUUGCUGCACAGCUAUUUUCAGGUCUCUCCAGAGAUGUUCGAUCGGGUUCAAGUCCGGGCUCUGGCUUAGGGUUGUUGUCCUGUUGGAAGGUGAACCUUCGCCCCAGUCUGAGGUCCUGAGCGCUCUGGUGCAGGUUUUCAUCAAGGAUAUCUCUGUACUUUGCUCCGUUCAUCUUUGCCUCAUUCCUGACUAGUCCCUGCCGCUGAAAAACACCCCCACAGCAUGAUGCUGCCAUCACCAUGCUUCACCGUAGGGAUGGUGCCAGGUUUCCUCCAGACGUGACGCUUGGCAUUCAGGCCAAAGAGUUCAAUCUUGGUUUCAUCAGACCAGAGAAUCUUGUUUCUCAUGGUCUGAGAGCGGGCUGUCAUGUGCCUUUUACUGAGGAGUGGCUUCCGUCUGGCCACUUUACCAUAAAGGCCUGAUUGUUGGAGUGCUGCAGAGAUGGUUGUCCUUCUGGAAGGUUCUCCCAUCUCCACAGAGGAACUCUAGAGCUCUGUCAGAGUAACCAUCGGGUUCUUGGUCACCUCACUGACCAAGGCACUUUUCCCCCGAUUGCUCAGUUUAGCCAGGCGGCCAGCUCUUGGAAGAGUCUUGGUGGUUCCAAACUUCUUCCAUUUAAGAAUGAUUGAGGCCACUGUGUUCUUGGGACCUUCAAUGCUCAGGAAAUAUUUUGGUACCCUUCCCAGAACUGUGCCUCGACACAAUCCUGUCUCUGAGCUCUACGGACAUUUCCUUCGACCUCAUGGCUUGGUUUUUGCUCUAACAUGCACUGUCAACUGUGGGACCUUAUAUAGACGGGUGUGCCUUUCCAAAUAAUUUCCAAUCAAUUAAAUUUACCACGUGGAUUCCAAUCAAGUUGUAGAAACAUCUCAAAGAUGAUCAAUGGAAACAGGAUGCACCUGAGCUCAAUUUCGAGUCUCAUAGUAAAGGGUCUGAAUACUUAUGUAAAUACAGUAUUUAUUUAUUUUUUAAUUUAAUAAAUUUGCUACAAUUUAUAAAAACACAUUUUCGCGUUGUCAUUAUGGGGUAUUGUGUAUAGAUUGCUGAGGAUUUUUUAUUUAUUUAAUCAAUUUUAGAAUAAGGCUGUAACGUAACAAAAUGUAGAAAAAGUCAAGGGGUCUGAAUACUUUCCGAAGGCACUGUAUAUACACUACAUUACCAAAAGUAUAUGGACACCUGCUCGUCAAACAUUUCAUUCCAAAAUCAUGGGCAUUAAUAUGGAGUUGGUCCCCCCCUUUGCUGCUAUAACAGCCUCCACUCUUCUGGGAAAGCUUUCCACUACAUGUUGGAACAUUGCUGCGGGGAAUUACUUCCAUUCAGCCACAAGAGCAUUAGUGAGGUCGGGCACCGAUGUUGGGCGACUAGGCCUGGCUCGCAGUCAGCGUUCCAAUUCAUCCCAAAGGUGUUCGAUGGGGUUGAGGUCAGGGCUCUGUGCAGGCCAGUCAACUCCUUCCACACCGAUCUCGACAAACCAUUUCUGUAUGGACCUCGCUUUGUGCACAGGGGCAUUGUCAUGCUGAAACAGGAAAGGGCCUUCCCCAAACUGUUGACACAAAGUUGGAAGCACAGAAUCCUCUAGAAUUUCAUUGUAUGCUGUAGCGUUAAGCUUUCCUUUCACUGGAACUAAGGGGCCUAGCCCGAACCAUGAAAAACAGCCCAGACCAUUAUUCCUCCUCCACCAAACUUUACAGUUGGUACUAUGCAUUGGGGCAGGUAGCAUUCUCCUGGCAUCAGCCAAACCCUGAUUAGUCCGUCAGACUGCCAGAUGGUGAAGCGUGAUUCAUUACUCCAGAGAUCACGUUUCCACUGCUCCAGAGUCCAAUGGCGGUGAGCUUUACACCACUCCAGCCGACGCUUGGCAUUGCGCAUGGUGAUCUUAGGCUUGUGUGCGGCUGCUUGGUCAUGGGAAACCCAUUUCAUGAAGCUCCCGACGAACAGUUCUUGUGCUGACAUUGCGUCCAGAGGCCGUUUGGAAUUUGGUAGUGAGUGUUGCAACCAAGGACAGACGAUUUUUACGCGCUACACGCUUCAGCACUCAGUGGUCCAGUACAAGCCUACCACUUCGCGGCUGAGCCGUUGUUGCUCCUAGACGUUUCCACUUCACAAUAACAGCACCUACAGUUGACCGGGGCAGCUAUAGCAGGGCAGAAAUUUGACAAACUGACUUGUUGGAAAGGUGGCAUCCUAUGACGGUGCCAUGUUGAAAGUCACUGAGCUCUUUAAUACGGGCCAUUCUACUGCAAAUGUUUGUCUAUGGUGAUUGCAUGGCUGUGUGCUCGAUUGUAUACCUGUCAGCAACGGGUGUGGCUGAAAUAGCAGAAUCCACUCAUUUGAAGGGUUGUCCACAUACUUUUGGCCAUGUAGUGUAUGUAUGUAUGUAUGUAUGUGUAUAUACAUACAUACUUUUUUUAAAUGAAUAUUUCUAACAACAGAUUAAACUAAUUUUGGACAAGGGCUCCAUGGAAUAAGUUUAGAGGUUGUAAUACAAUACAAUGGAAUAUUAUUCAUCUACAAUUUAUGUUCUUAACCCUAGGCAACAUCAUGGGCCUGGGAUAAUCACAGGGAUAUUGGUAUCCACUGCAGUUUUCCACCAAUUAUACAUUUUCUAACUCAAUACUUAUUGUAUUCCCCAAAAAUAUUUUUGAUUUUUUUUACAUAAAUGCACUGUAAUUUAAGCUUUAAAACUGCAACAUUUUCUCUCUGCCUCAUGGCAAAAUGUGUAGAAUUGCAUGAUAUUAGCUCUACAGCUGCAACAGCAACAAUAAAUCUCUCUGCCCAAUGACAAAAUGUGUAGAAUUGCAGGAAAUUAUCUUGAAAACAGCACAUUUUUCUCUCCCAUGCCAAGAAGCGGGCUUUUAAAAUGUUCCUUGGUUCGUCCAGCCAUUAUGCACUGCCGAAGUUAUAGUAAAACUUCUUGUAUGCUUUUUAUUUUAUUAGUAUUUUUUAAUCUCACUCGAAUUGUGUUCUGAUGAUGAGGGGGUCCCUAAUGAAUUUGCAAUCACAAAAGGGGUCCUGGGCUCCAAGAAGUUUGAGAACCCCUGCCCUACAUGGUCAGAAGUAGUACAAUAUAAAGGGAAUAGGCUGCUUUUUGGGAUACAGCUCCGAUAUCCUGAUGUAAUGUCUGUUCCACUCCUUUCUACUCUUAAUCUUUAGACAUACAGUUUGAAACACUGAACCCAGUACAGUGUACAGCCAGGGGUAAAGCUCCAUAUUAUAGUGCCUUGAAAACAGGUCCAUGUGAAGUACUGUCUGUCUGGUCAUUUUGUCCUACCAUUAUGGAAACAAUAUGUCAGUAGCCAUGUCAUAUAUUAUGGUGAACACUGAACAUUCAGAGCGCUAAUGUCAUAUGUAAUGGUGUAUGGAGAACAUACAGAGGCCCUUACCAUAGCUAAUGUAAUGGAGCAACCAUAACUAAUCUGAUUUAUUACAAUGUAAUUCUGCCUGUAUGUAUGUUAACAUCAUCUGUUCUCUGUUUUCCUGUGGUCUGUCAAGACUGGAUCUAUGGAGCAGCUGCAUGUGAGCACUCCAACAGGCACAGCAAGUGAGUUACUCCUCCCUCCUCCCUGGCUUCGUCCAAAAUGGCAACUACAGUGCAUUGGGAAGGUUUUCAGACCCCUUGACUUUUUCCACAUUUUGUUACGUUUUACAGCCUUAUUCUAAAAUUGAUUAAAUUGUUUUUUUCCUCAUCAAUCUACACACAACACCCCAUAAUGACAAAGCAAAAACAGUUUUGUAGAAAUGUUUGCUAAUGGAUUAAAAAUAUUACAUUUACGUUAGUAUUCAGGCCCUUUACUCAGUACUUUGUUGAAGCACCUUUGGCAGUGAUUACAGCCGCAAGUCUUCUUGGGUAUGACGCUACAAGCUUGGCACACCUGUAUUGGGGAGUUUCUCCCAUUCUUCUCUGCAGGUCCUCUCAAGCUCUGUCAGGUUGGAUGGGGAGCGUCGCUGAACAGCUGUUUUCAGGUCUCUCCAGAGAUGUUCGAUCAGGUUCAAGUCCGGGCUCUGGCUGGGCCACUCAAGGACAUUGAGACUUGUCCCCAAGCCACUCCUGCGUUGUCUUGGCUGUGUGCUUAGGGUCGCUGUCCUGUUGGAAGGUGAACCUUCGCCCCAGUCUGAGGUCCUGAGCGCUCUGGAUCAGGUUUUCAUCAAGGAUCUCUCUGUACUUUGCUCAAUUCAUCUUUCCCUCGAUCCUGACUAGUCUCCCAGUCCCUGCCACUGAAAAACAUCCCCACAGCAUGAUGCUGCCACCACCAUGUUUCAACCGUAAGGAUGGUAUUUGCCAGGUGAUGAGCGGUGCCUGGUUUCCUCCAGACGUGAUGCUUGGCAUUUGGGCCAAAGAGUUCAAUCUUGGUUUCACAGACCAGAGAAUCUUGUUUCUCAUGGUCUGAGAGUCCUUUAAGUGCCUUUUGGCAAACUCCAAGCGGGCUGUCAUGUGUCUUUUACUGAGGAGUGGCUUCUGUCUGGCCACUCUACCAUAAUGAGUGCUGCAGAGAUGGUUGUCCUUCUGGAAGGUUCUCCCAUCUCCACAGAGGAACUCCGGAGCUCUGUCAGAGUGACCAUCAGGUUCUUGGUCACCUCCCUGACCAAGGCCCUUCUCCCUGCAAUGAAUAAGUAUAGCAAAGUGUUUCGAUAAGCUUGCGUUGUUAUUAUUUGCGGCUUGUGUCUUUUUUAAUAUUGAGGAAUCUUUCACUUUCUCUGGUCAUAGGAGUAACAACAUGAGUUGGUGCAUGAGGCUGAAAUAAUGCGGUGCGACUUAUGUUUCGCCAUUAACUGGAAGACUGUGUCCCCUUUUCUCAGCGGAGUGAGGGAGAGAGGAGGGAUAGUGAGUCUGGUGAGAAGCAGCCUCACCACUGCUCCCUCCCUCCCUCCCUCAGACUGACCAUCAGAUGCAGGCCAUCAUUCCAGUAAAAAAAAAAUGCGAAUUAUUAUGCUCACUUAGCUGUGCCUCACAAGUAAUACAACAAAUUAUAUAUUACCAGUGUGAUCAUAUACCUACAAUUUUUAAAUAUAAUUUCUAAAUGGUCUGAGAAGAACAACAUUGGCAGAGCAAUUCAAGCAUAGCCAAUAUGCAGUGAUAAUGUAUUGGGCCUUAAGCCUACUGCACAAACCUCAUUGCUACAAAACAGUUUUUAAUUAGUUCAUGUUGCAUAGGCUUACGUUUUUUAAGUCAUGUUUAAAACAAAAUCUGAGCAGUAGAUCUCAGCUUUCAGUUUGACUCAGAAAAGGUUAGUGACCACUGAUCUAUGUGGUUAUAAAGUGUUUAUGAAGGCUUCAUUAAGCCUUGAAAGUAAAGUUAUAGUCACUUAAAGUGGGACCUUUUAUAUAUUACUUCUCUCUAUCUGCCAGUGGACGUAGCCCCUUGUGAUAAAGCAUUAUUAAUGAUUCUGAUUGAUUUCUGAAACAUCUAUAUAGGCUUUAUAAAGUGUUUAAGGAAAACUUGAAAGUUGUAGUUAGUUUAAAGUGGGACUUUUUAUAUAUUAUUUUAUGUUCCAGUGGACUGGGCGCCUCAGUCGUCUCCGGUGGGCAGAUGGAGGUUCUUCAUCAACCAGACCAUCAGACACAGAGACUCCACGUCCAACCAGGGAGGAGCAUCCACCCCUCCACCUCUCUCGACCCAGUCUACAGACACUGACAGAGGUACAGUAACAAUAUGAUUGGGUUAAUAAAAGAUACACAUGGGCAGUAAUCUAACACAGGGCAGCAUUACCCUUUUCACACUACCAAGCCCACCCGAAAACAGUAGGGGUUCAACAGUAGGGGUUGAAAUAUUUUCUGACCUGUCCUGUGCAGUUAGUGUCCUGCUCCAAAGGUGGGCUAUGCACUGUACAGAACUUUUACAACCCCUUUUACCCUGUGCUGGCUUCAAUAUUUUCUUAUUGUAUUGUCUUUUCCAACAACUAUGGUGGAAGCGUAACCAGGCCAGCGUAGUACGGCUGGGCUCGGCUUAGCUGUGUUUGGUUCUGUCUGUUGAGUAACACCAACUAAACCUCUGUCCCUCCUCUCUCUGGUCUGGUGUGCUCUGAUUGGUCGACGUACUCUAGAGGGGGACGGAGGAUCCCAGAGAUCGGACUCCUCCUUCGCUGGAAUGGUCUCCUCUCCUCCUCCCCACCCUACAUCCACCCUGUGUGCCCCUGCCACCGCCUCCUCCCCCCAUGCCUCCGCCUCCACCGUUUCUGCCCCUGCCUCCAUGUCUGCCCCCCCAGCCCCUGCUGCCCCCACUCCUGACACAACUGCCUCUGCUGCCUCUGACAGUAGGGUUUCUGCUCUGGCUUCUAGUCUCGCUAGUGCAGUUGUUGCCUCAGAACCACACUCAGUCCCCACUGCCUCAGCUGGCCUAGGCCUAGACCUGCAGGCUUCCAUUGACCAAACUUCCAGUGCCACCACAGCAACAUCCUCCAUCCCAACCAAUGUCUCAAGCACCGCUGCCAACCUCCCAGUUCCUACCAUGGUAGCUGCUUCUGCCACCAUCGCUCCCACUACCACCCCCUCUCUAACUGAAUCUCUGACCUCCCCAGCUACUAGUGGCAGCUCUAUGGUGAGCCAGGGCCAAGGACCAAGCCUGGGUGAUGUAGGAAAGGUGGCCACCCUAGGACAGUGUGUGUCUGGAGGGGACCACUCAUCCACUGGCCCAAUCCAGCCUCCAGUGGCUGUGUCGGGAGCCGUGGCCUCUCCUCCUGUUAGCCAUGCAGGUCUGGAGCAGCAGCAACACACUCUGCCUCAGAUGCAGUGCAUGGCAGCCCAGCCUCAGCUCCAAACAGUGCAACGGGUACAGCAGCAGCAACCGCUCCUAGAACAUCAGCAACAACACCUGAAGACUGUGCAACUCCAACAGGCACAGCAACAACAGCAAGAGUACCAAGAGCAGAUACAACUGCAGCAGCAGAAGCAGCAGCAUGCAUUGCAACAAUCUAUUCAACAGUUGCAGAUGCUGCAACAGCAACAACUACAGCCACAACAACAACAGCAGUCUGAUGUACAUUUGCAGCCCCAACUACAACAACAGACUCAGCAAAUGCCUGUCCAAAUGCAGAACGCACAGUACAACACACAGUUACACAUGCAACAGCCACAGCCAAACCAGUUGCCACCACCACCGCAACAACAACAACCAGUCAUUUCACAGCAACAGGCAGCGAUUGACCUGCAGCCACAGCAUCAACAACAGUUAGCUCUGCAACAGGCACUACAUAUUCAGCAGCAACAGCAAAUGCUCCAACAACAACCGCAACAACAACAACCGCAACAACAACAACAACAACAACAACAGCAGCAGCAGCUGUCAGUGAACCAACAGUAUGUCCAACAACAAUCAUUACAGCCACUAAACAUGGCUCAACAACUCCCUCUAGAACAGACACAACAACAACAACAGCUGCAACAGCAGGUCCAUCAACAACAAAAACAACACGAGGUUAACCCUCAGCAUCAGCAGGUGUCCCAGCAGGCUCCUCUCCAGAAGCAGCCGUCAUUCCAACAGUCAGAGUGGGAACGGUCUACAGAGGAGGCCAGUGUGACAGACGAUACAGGCAGUCACUCUGCCCCUCUACACCCCUCCUCAGACUUAUCUCUGCCCCUCAACAUUAACACAACCGCUGAUGCCCCCCUACCGCCCCUCUCCCUCACCCUGACCCCCUCACCAGUCCAGCCAUCCUCUGUGGCUGAGUCGGACAGCGAGGGCCCUCCCAAAAUCGAGUUUGUAGACAACCACAUUAAGACUCUGGAUGAAAAGCUGAGGAACUUGUUGUAUCAGGAGUAUAGUAGUGGGGCAGCUGUGACGGGGGGAGCUGCUGUGGCUUCUACCGCUGGUCCCACCGCAGUGUCAGCAGCCUCGACAUCGGCAGGAGGGGACGAAUCCUCGGAGCCGCACUCGCUCCAUCCCUCCUCCUUCCCUCCUCCCGCGUUGUCGUCCUCAGACACCUCUCCUCACUCCUCCUCCUCCACCACCUCCUCCACCACCUCCCGCUCCUCCUCCACCUCUUCUGACCUGGAAAGGGAGAGAGGUGUGGGGGGGGGGGCUCCAACAGCAGGCCCGGUGGAGCAGCAGCCUGGCCCGUCUCUCUCCUCCGCCUCCCUCCUGACCCCCCCACACGGAGACUCGGCCGGGCCCCCACCUAUCCCUGGAGAACCCACCAUUUUUGUAAGUAAGGUCCACAUAUCUGGGUGUUGAAUUGAAACAUUGAAUAGUGUUUGAUUGACUUUUAUCUGAAACUUUAUGUAAAGAUCACUACUUCGAUUGCCUUGUUCUUAUGAAUGAAUAGAUGCAUGUAUUUUUCAAUGAUACGGUUGUUGUUAUGUAAGUUUAUGAUAUUCCAGCAUUUUUUUUUCUCUCCGAAUGUCUCUACCCCCCAUUUUGGCAGCCACUCUUACCAUGUCGCUAUGUUACCUAUCCCCUCCCCCUCCCCCUCCAGGCUGCCCCCCCUCACUCUGACACCAGUACUCCAGGAGAAGUCACUACGUGGCCCCCAAAUCUGCACCCCAUCCCCCUGGGCCCUGGAUCGCCGCCGCAGCACAAUGCAGGAGGUGGAUAUUUUGGCCUAAACCUGACAUGUCCUAGUAUCAGAAAUCCCGUUAGCAAGAAAUCCUGGACUCGCAAAUUCAAAAGCUGGGCAUGCAAACUGCGCCACUCCGCCAGCUUGUUCAAGAAGCCCAGAGUCCAGCAAGGUAGCGUGUUCUUAGAGAGAGUGAGAGAGAGAGGGUGAAUGGGGUGUUGGUUGGUGGGGGUGUUUAUCUCAAAUACAAAUGGGUAGAUACAGAAUGUUUAGUGUAACCUAGUUGUGUUAUUUCUGCUAAUCUUUGACAUUAAUUAUUUGAUUGUUUAUUCAUUAACAAGUAAUUAGUAAUUGUAUCUUGUUUCUGUUGUAAUGUGAUUGUCUUUGUUGUACAGUAUAGUGUAAUGUCGACGAUGUCACUACAUGAUACAUUACUCUUUUGAAUUGUUUUGGAGAAUGGCUUUACUAAAUUUAUUUUGGCAAUCUUUUUUUGUUUGCAUGGGGGAUAACUCGCCCUUGGCAUGAGGAUGGAAUAGUGGAAAGAAGCGUAGAGAAGAGGAGCCAGAGAAGGGGGGGAUGAGGAGGAAAAUGGUACAGAGUGUAGGAAGGAAGGAGGGAAGAGAUGGGCAACAUCAGGAGGCUGAUAUGUCCAUGGUGCAGAUAAGCUUACUGCUGUAACUCUGGAGGUACACCUGGAUCUGCAGCCCCCAAGCUAGGACGCCCACCACAGCCCCGCCCCACCCUCUGCUCUGUAGGCCACUGCCCAGUCAGUUUCCACACACCAAACACUGCCCUCACCACACCAACCACCCCACCUGCUGGCACAGAGUAGCACCACACACACACUCGCACAUACACCAUGGUUCAAUGACACACACAUAAUGUACACACAAACACUCCCCUAUGUAUUUAUUUGGACAGUGAAGCUAAAACUUUUUAUUAACUCCAGCAUUUGAGAUCAGAUGUUUAUAUGAGGUGACUGUACACAAUGUCACCUUUUAUUUGAUAUGUAUGAAAAUAACCUCAAAUAAAAGGUGACAUUCUGUACUGUCGCCUCAUAAAACAUUUGAUCUCAAAUCCAAAAUGCUGGAGUAUAGAGCCAAAUUAAAAGUUUUAGCUUCACUGUCCAAAUAAAUACGUAGGGGAGUGUACAUAAAACACUUUCAGGCGUUUUUAGCUACAAUAGCCAUUUACAACAUUAACAAUGUCUACACUGUAUUUCUGAUCAAUUUGAUGUUAUUUUAAUGGACAAAAAUGUUUCUUUUGAAAACAAGGGCAUUUCUAAGCGACCCCAAACUUUUGAACGGUAGUGUGUAUAUAUACAGUGAGGGAAAAAAGUAUUUGAUCCCCUGCUGAUUUUGUACGUUUUCCCACUGACAAAGACAUGAUCAGUCUAUAAUUUUAAUGGUAGGUUUAUUUGAACAGUGAGAGACAGAAUAACAAAAAAAUCCAGAAAAAAGCAUGUCAAAAAUGUUAUAAAUGAUUUGCAUUUUAAUGAGGGAAAUAAGUAUUUGACCCCCUCUCAAUCAGAAAGAUUUCUGGCUCCCAGGUGUCUUUUAUACAGGUAACGAGCUGAGAUUAGGAGCACACUCUUAAAGGGAGUGCUCCUAAUCUCAGUUUGUAACCUGUAUAAAAGACAGCUGUCCACAGAAGCAAUCAAUCAAUCAGAUUCCAAACUCUCCAUCAUGGCCAAGACCAAAGAGCUCUCCAAGGAUGUCAGGGACAAGAUUGUAGACCUACACAAGGCUGGAAUGGGCUACAAGACCAUCGCCAAGCAGCUUGGUGAGAAGGUGACAACAGUUGGUGCGAUUAUUCGCAAAUGAAAGAAACACAAAAGACCUGUCAAUCUCCCUCGGCCUGAGGCUCCAUGCAAGUUCUCACCUCAUGGAGUUGCAAUGAUCAUGAGAACGGUGAGGAAUCAGUCCAGAACUACACGGGAGGAUCUUGUCAAUGAUCUCAAGGCAGCUGGGACCAUAGUCACCAAGAAAACAAUUGGUAACACACUACGCCGUGAAGGACUGAAAUCCUGCAGCGCCCGCAGGGUCCUCCUGCUCAAGAAAGCACAUAUACAGGCCCGUCUGAAGUUUGCCAGUGAACAUCUGAAUGAUUCAGAGGAGAACUGGGUGAAAGUGUUGUGGUCAGAUGAGACCAAAAUCGAGCUCUUUGGCAUCAACUCAACUGGCCAUGUUUGGAGGAGGAGAAAUGCUGCCUAUGACCCCAAGAACACCAUCCCCACCGUAAAACAUGGAGGUGGAAACAUUAUGCUUUGGGGGUGUUUUUCUGCUAAGGGGACAGGACAACUUCACCGCAUCAAAGGGACGAUGGACCAUGUACCGUCAAAUCUUGGGUGAGAACCUCCUUCCCUCAGCCAGGGCAUUGAAAAUGGGUCGUGGAUGGGUAUUCCAGCAUGACAAUGACCCAAAACACACGGCCAAGGCAACAAAGGAGUGGCUCAAGAAGAAGCACAUUAAGGUCCUGGAGUGGCCUAGCCAGUCUCCAGACCUUAAUCCCAUAGAAAAUCUGUGGCGGGAGCUGAAAGUUCGAGUUGCCAAACGUCAGCCUCGAAACCUUAAUGACUUGGAGAAGAUCUGCAAAAAGGAGUGGGACAAAAUCCCUCCUGAGAUGUGUGCAAACCUGGUGGCCCACUACAAGAAACGUCUGACCUCUGUGAUUGCCAACAAGGGUUUUGCCACCAAGUACUAAGUCAUGUUUUGCAGAGGGGUCAAUUACUUAUUUCCCUCAUUAAAAUGCAAAUCAAUUCAUAACAUUUUUGACAUGUGUUUUUCAGGAUUUUUUUGUUGUUAUUCUGUCUCUCACUGUUCAAAUAAACCUACCAUUAAAAUUAUAGACUGAUCAUGUCUUUGUCAGUGGGAAAACGUACAAAAUCAGCAGGGGAUCAAAUACUUUUUUCCCUCACUGUACACUACCGGUCAAAAGUUUUAGAACACCUACUCAUUCAAAGGUUUUCCUUUAUUUUUACUAUUUUCUACAUUGUAGAAUUAUAGUGAAGAGAUCAAAACUAUGAAAUAACACAUAUGUUAAACAAAACAAAAUAUAUUUUAUAUUUGAGAUUCUUCAAAUAGCCACCCUUUGCCUUGAAGACAGCUUUGCACACUCUUGGCAUUAUCUCAACCAGCUUCAUGACGUAGUCACCUGGAAUGCAUUUCAAUUAACAGGUGUGCCUUCUUAAAAGUUAAUUUGUGGAAUUUCUUUCCUUCUUAAUGCGUUUCAGCCAAUCAGUUGUGUUGUGACAAGGUUGCGGGGGGUAUACAGAAGAUAGCCAUUACAUUUACAUUUACAUUUUAGUCAUUUAGCAGACGCUCUUAUCCAGAGCGACUUACAGGAGCAAUUAGGGUUAAGUGCCUUGCUCAAGGGCACAUUUACGUCAUUUAGCAGACGCUCUUAUCCAGAGCGACUCACAAAUUGGUGCAUUCACCCUAUAGCCAGUGGGAUAACCACUUUACAAUUUUUUUUUUUGGGGGGGGGGGAUAGAAGGAUUACUUUAUCCUAUCCCAGGUAUUCCUUAAAGAGGUGGGGUUUCAAAUGUCUCCGGAAGGUGGUGAGUGACUCCGCUGUCCUGGCGUCGUGAGGGAGCUUGUUCCACCAUUGGGGUGCCAGAGCAGCGAACAGUUUUGACUGGGCUGAGCGGGAACUAUGCUUCCGCAGAGGAAGGGGAGCCAGCAGGCCAGAGGUGGAUGAACGCAAUGCCCUCGUUUGGGUGUAGGGACUGAUCAGAGCCCGAAGGUACAGAGGUGCCGUUCCCCUCACUGCUCCAUAGGCAAGCACCAUGGUCUUGUAACGGAUGCGAGCUUCAACUGGAAGCCAGUGGAGUGUGCGGAGGAGGGGGGGUGACGUGAGAGAACUUGGGAAGGUUGAACACCAGACGGGCUGCGGCAUUCUGGAUGAGUUGUAGGGGUUUAAUGGCACAGGCAGGGAGGCCAGCCAACAGCGAGUUGCAGUAAUCCAGACGGGAGAUGACAAGUGCCUGGAUUAGGACCUGUGCCGCUUCCUGUGUAAGGCAGGGUCGUACUCUCCGAAUGUUGUAGAGCAUGAACCUGCAGGAGCGGGUCACCGCCUUGAUGUUAGCGGAGAACGACAGGGUGUUGUCCAGGGUCACGCCAAGGCUCUUCGCACUCUGGGAGGAGGACACAACGGAGUUGUCAACCGUGAUGGCGAGAUCAUGGAACGGGCAGUCCUUCCCCGGGAGGAAGAGCAGCUCCGUCUUGCCAGGGUUCAGCUUGAGGUGGUGAUCCGUCAUCCAUACUGAUAUGUCUGCCAGACAUGCAGAGAUGCGAUUCGCCACCUGGUUAUCAGAAGGGGGAAAGGAGAAGAUUAGUUGUGUAUCGUCAGCGUAGCAAUGAUAGGAGAGGCCAUGUGAGGAUAUGACAGAGCCAAGUGACUUGGUGUAUAGGGAGAAAAGGAGAGGGCCUAGAACUGAGCCCUGGGGGACACCAGUGGUGAGAGCACGUGGUGCGGAGACAGCUUCUCGCCACGCCACUUGGUAGGAGCGACCGGUCAGGUAGGACGCAAUCCAGGAGUGAGCCGCGCCGGAGAUGCCCAGCUCGGAGAGGGUGGAGAGGAGGAUCUGAUGGUUCACAGUAUCAAAGGCAGCAGACAGGUCUAGAAGGACAAGAGCAGAGGAGAGAGAGUUAGCUUUAGCAGUGCGGAGAGCCUCCGUGACACAGAGAAGAGCAGUCUCAGUUGAAUGACCAGUCCUGAAACCUGACUAGUUUGGAUCAAGAAGGUCAUUCUGAGAGAGAUAGCAAGAGAGUUGGCUAAAGACGGCACGCUCAAUAGUUUUGGAAAGAAAAGAAAGAAGGGAUACUGGUCUGUAGUUGUUGACAUCAGUGGGAUCGAGUGUUGGUUUUUUGAGAAGGGGAGCAACUCUCGCUCUCUUGAAGACGGAAGGGACAUGGCCAGCGGUCAAGGAUGAGUUGAUCAGCGAGGUGAGGUAGGGGAGAAGGUCACCGGAGAUGGUCUGGAGAAGAGAGGAGGGGAUGGGGUCAAGCGGGCAGGUUGUUGGGCGGCCUGCAGUCACAAGUCGCAGGAUUUUAUCUGGAGAGAGAGGGGAGAAAGAAGUCAAAGCAUAGGGUAGGGCAGUGUGAGUAGGACCAGCAGUGUCAUUAGACUUAACAAACGAGGAUCGGAUGUCGUCAACCUUCUUUUCAAAGUGGUUGACGAAGUCAUCCACAGAGAGAGAGGAGGGGGGGGAUUCAGGAGGGAGGAAAAUGUGGCAAAGAGCUUCCUAGGGUUAGAGGCAGAUGCUUGGAAUUUAGAGUGGUAGAAAGUGGCCUUAGCAGCAGAAACAGAUGAAGAAAAUGUAGAGAGGAGGGAGUGAAAAGAUGCCAGGUCGGCAGGGAGUUUAGUUUUCUUCCAUUUCUUCCAUAGCCCUAUUUGGUAAAUGACCAAGUCCAUAUUAUGGCAAGAACAGCUCAAAUAAGACGACAGUCCAUCAUUACUUUAAGACAUGAAGGUCAGCCAAUACGGAAAAUUCCAAGAACUUUGAAAGUUUCUUCAAGUGCAGUCGCAAAAACCAUCAAGCGCUAUGAUGAAACUGGCUCUCAUGAGGACCGCCACAGGAAUGGAAGACACAGAGUUACCUCUGCUGCAGAGGAUAAGUUAAUUAGAGUUACCAGCCACAGAAAUUGAAGCCCAAAUAAAUGCUUCACAGAGUUCAAGUAACAGACACAUCUCAACAUAAACUGUUCAGAGGAAUCAGGCCUUCAUGGUCGAAUUGCUGCAAAGGAACCACUACUAAAGGACACCAAUAAGAAGAAGAGACUUGCUUGACCCAAGAAACAUGAGCAAUGGACAUUAGACCGGUGGAGUCCAAAUUGGAGAUUUUUGGUUCCAACCGCUGUGUCUUUGUGAGACGCGUGUGGGGGAACGGAUGAUCUCUGCAUGUUUAUUUUCCACCGUAAAGCAUGGAGGAGGAGGUGUUAUGGUGUGGGGGUGCUUUGCUGUUGACAAUGUCUGUGAUUUAUUUAGAAUUCAAGGCACACUUAACCAGCAUGGUUACCACAGCAUUCUGCAGCGAUACACCAUCCCAUCUGGUUUGGGUUUAGUGGGACUAUCAUUUGUUUUUCAACAGGACAAUGACCCAACACACCUCCAGGCUGUGUAAGGGCUAUUUGACCAAGAAGGAGAGUGAUGGAGUGCUGUAUCAGAUGACCUGGCCUCCACAAUCCCCCAACCUCAACCCAAUUGAGAUGGUUUGGAAUGAGUCGGAUGGCAGAGUAAAGGAAAAGCAACCAACAAGUGCUCAGCAUAUGUGGGUACUCCUUCAAGACUGUUGAAAAAGCAUUCCAGGUGAAGCUGGUGGAGAGAAUGCUUAGAGUCUGCAAAGCUGUCAUCAAGCUAAAGGGUGGCUAUUUGAAGAAUCUCAAAUAUAAAAUAGAUUUUGAUUUGUUAACACUUUUUUGGUUACUACAUGAUUCCAUAUGUGUUAUUUUAUAGUUUUGAUGUCUUCACUAUUAUUCUACAAUGUAGAAAAUAGUAAAAAUAAAGAAAAACCCUUCAAUGAGUAGGUGUUCUAAAACUUUUGACCGGUAGUGUAUGUAUAUAUAUAUAUAUAUAUAUAUAUAUAUAUAUACAGUAAUCCCUCGUUUAUCGCGGGGGUUACGUUCCGAAAAUGACCCGCGAUAAGUGAAAUCCGCGAAAUAGAAAACUUUUUUUUUUACAAUUAGCAACUAUUACAUGUAUACAAAUACAGUGACUCACGUGUAGGCCGUUUCGUCGACAUUAUGGGUUUAGAAGAGUAUUACAGAUAUGGCAUUAAUGUAAAUGCCAAGUUUAGUAUACAAUAAGACGAGACGACAAAAUGAUAGCAAUUCGUAGAUAUACAAGAAGCUGGGAGUUUUUUCAGAUGCAAGCACAAUGCACCAAAAAAAAAAGCAUUAUGAAAAUCCGCGAAUACGAGCGAUAAGUGACCGUGAGUGGCGGGAUCAUGUAUAAAUACUCUUUUACUUAUAUGCUUUGUAAGCAGCUUACGUUACUGCAUAUGUUUAGCAGACUUGCUAUUCUUGUAUAUUAGUGUGUUUCACUGUAGUUUAGUUAUGUGUAUUUUCAUUUUACACUACAUGGCCAGAAGUAUGUGGACACCCCUUCAAAUUCACUCACUACCGAGUUCCAAACUGCCUCUGGAAGCAACGUCAGCACAAGAACUGUUCGUAUGGAGCUUCAUUAAAUGGGUUUCCAUGGCCGAGCAUCCGCACACAAGCCUAAGAUCACCAUUUGCAAUGCCAAGCUUUGGCUGGAGUGGUGUAAAGCCGCCAUUGGACUCAGGAGCAGUGGAAACACGUUCUCUGUAGUGAUGAAUCACACUUCACCAUCUGGCAAUCCGAUAGACAAACCUGGGUUUGGCGGAUGCCAGGAGAACACUACCUGCCCGAAUGCAUAGUGCCAACUGUAAUGUUUGGUGGAGGAGGAAUAAUGGUCUGGGGCUGUUUUUCAUGGUUCCUUAGUUCCACUGAAGGAAAAUCUUAACACUACGGUAUACAAUGACAUUCUAGAUGAUUCUGUGCUUCCAACUUUGUAGCAAAGGUUUGGGGAAGGCCCUUUCCUGUUUCAGCAGGACAAUGCCCCUGUGCACAAAGCGAGGUCCAUACAGAAAUGGUUUGCCGAGAUCGGUGUGGAAGAACUUGACUGGCCUGCCCAGAGCCUUGACCUCAACCCCAUCGAACACCUUUGGGAUGAAUUGGAACGCUGACUGCGAGCCAGGCCUAGUCGCCCAACAUCGGUGCCCGACCUCACUAAUGCUCUUGUGGCUGAAUGGAAGCAAUUCCUCGCAGCAAUGUUCCAACAUCUAGUGGAAGGCCUUCCCAGAAGAGUGGAGGCUGUUAUGGCAGCAAAGGGGGGACCAACUCCAUAUUUUAUACCCAUGAGUUUGGAAUGAGAUGUUCGAUGAGCAGGUGUCCACAUACAUUUGGCCAUGUAGUGUAUGUGCACUUGACAUACCUUAUGUUCUACAUAUGUGUGUAUAUAUGGUGAUGUAAUAUCAUACAUAAUGUGUAAUACCAUAACAUCAGCAGCAUUCAUACCAAGCUGUACAUUUUUACAUUGAUAUCUCAAAUGAUACAACAUAUCCAUAUACACACUUUCUGUUUAGAAUAUCAUACACCAUAAACGAGAACAUCACUGUUAAUCUAAAUUGUGGAUAAAUUCAUUCAUCCAGAUUGACGUGUGAUGUUAGUGUGUGGGGUCUGAUAUGGUACAGGUGCAUUGUGGGUGUGUCUGUGUGUGUGUGUGGUGGGGGGUACAGUAUACUGAUGCAUACAUUCAACUAACUGACCCCUCCCUAAAAUGCAUUUCUAUCUCAUCUGACCUUUAUACAAACCCUCCCCACACCCCAUAACAUCUUAUGUUUAUUUAAGCAUGUUUUUACUGUAGAUGUUAUUUUUAAGUUAUCUUUAUCAUUAUGACGCUUUUAUGCUUGUUCCUGUCACUGUAAGAAAAGGACAGUAAAACAUUGUAAAAAUGCUAUAGUUUUCUAAAUCAAUGUAAUGUCACACACACACUCCCAUUGUCAUCCAUGAACUGUAAGCAUGUAUACAAUAGAAUGCUUUUUUGUGUAGUCUCAGGGUUGCUGUCUGAUAAUGUGAUGUCAUGGGAUUAAUUUAUUUUUUUUUUUCUGUGUUUGUGGUGUCUGUGUCCACGUCUUAUCCCUGUGCUUGUUGGUGUGUGCCUCUGUGUGUGCCUAUUUCUGUGUGUUUGUCUAUAUAUAUUGUCCUCAUGUCUGUAUCUAUACCCAUGUGUGUCUCUGUCUCCGUGUCCUUGUCUCUCUAUGUCCUCCUCUCUCUCUCUCCCCCUGUUGUUUUUCAUUACCCCUUUUUUUACCAGACGGUCACUCUAGUGGCAGUCAGGCAGUCAGAGAGGAGAGCGAGAGGGCUUCCUCCAACCCUCCCCACUCACUCAAGGGACGAUUUCAGGUACGGCCCAUCUAGAAACAGCCCCUAGACACCUGUGUAGUUAGAUUAGAUAGGUGUAAGCAAUAUGGGAAAAUUGCCACCCAGUGUACGAGAGGACAAGAUUGUACUACUACCAGGCCUAUUACAUUCUUUCAGAUCUAUUAAGUGCAUAGAACUUCCUGAUUAUCACUUCCUGGUUAAAUAUCAGAAUGUGCUGGAGGAGGAGGAACACACACAAAGUUAAUGACUCCCACUUUGUCUUUUCCCAAGGUCACCCCAGUGCCCCAGCCCCCUGAGGCCUCUCCCCCCAAAGAGGCAGCCUGUGGUACGGGCAGCAGCCACAGGAAAGUGGGGCGCUUCUCUGUGACCCAGACGGAGGCCCGGAAAGAGGAGAAAGAACUGACUGACAGCUCCCCUGUGUCUCCUGACCUGGAGAGAGAGAGGAGGAGGGCCCGAGGGAAGGAGGGAGAGAGGGAGGCGGGAAAGAGGAACCCAGCACUGAGCCACCCAACCCGAGGACAUGGUCACGGGCAUGGUCUCUCUCCCCUGGGCAGUAGCGAUGAUGAGGAGAGUGAGAUGGAGGAUGAAGACCUGAGGAAGGAGCUGCACACGCUGAGAGAGAAGUGAGAUGAUACAAUAGAAUACUUUAUUGUUUUUGGGAAUUCAUUUUGUGCGGUCAAUGACCCAUCUGGGAGACAGGGAGGGGAAAGAAGGGACAGGGUUUAUUUUCAGUAUCAUUCAAGUUAUUGUUUUUUCUUCUAUUUUGACUCACCAAUUUUUACUCUUUCUCCCACCCACUCCAUUCCAUCCCUGCCGGUCUACAUUCUCAACAUGUCAUCACUCUCUUCUAUCCUCAACUCCUCUCCUCCUCAACUCUGUCUCUCUGCCAUUAAUGAUCUCCCAAACCCCAUUCUCUUCAUGUGUUUUCCUCCCACCUCCAUUCCUCCCCCUGUAUUUUACCUUUCUUCCCCAGGCACAUCAAGGAGGUGAUGUCCCUCCACGCUCAGCAGAACAGAGAGCUCCAGGAGCUGUACAGGCAGCUGCGGUCCCUCAAAGACCACCGGCAGACCCUGCCCCGCACCCCAGCCUUCCCCUCAGGAUCCCCAGCCCUCUCCCCCCGCAGGCCCAGGCCGGCCAAAGCCAAGCUCCGGCCCAGACCCCACUCCCACAUGGACAAUAAUGGACUCGCUGGUCACCCCGGUAACCAAUCUCUCUUUCUGGGUCUACUCUCGGUCUUUCAAUCUUGAUCUCUGUGUAUUUCUUUCUCUCUCCCCCUCUCUCCCUGUUGGUCUUCUCUCUUUGUCUUCUCACUCUCUGUUUUCUCUUUCCCUCUCUCUCUCAUCUCUCUUUCUCCAUCUCUCUCUCACUGAAGGUGAUAUAUGUGAUAUCUGACUGUCUGUUGUCUCUGCUGAAGGUAUACAGCAGUCCAGUAGUUUCUCAGGGGGAGAACAGAGCAAACUACCACCAUACUGCAACCCAGAACACACCACCCUACUGACUACCAAAAGAGGUAAAGGUUUCACCGAAACUUAAGACUAUUCCUCUUCCUCUGAAUAGGUAGUGUUUGAUUGAAUAUCUCCCCUUUCUCUCUUCUCAGACCACAGUCCUCCCUCACAGGGUGCCAGGAAGAGCAUGUUCACAGAUGACUUGCACAGACUGGUUGAUGAUUGGACGAAGGAGACAGUGGGUCCCGCCGCUCCCAAGCCCUCGCUCAAUCAGAUCAAGCAGAUUCAGCAGGUGCAGGAGUUGGGAGGGUGGCCACAGGCCACAGAGGUAAAGCGCCAGGCCUCUCGUGACCUAAACGUAUACAGUGCAUUUUGAUUGCCCAUGUACAGGAUUCCAUUGCCAAUGUAUUGUGUACACACUUGUACAAUUCAGUGUAUGACUGCAAGCUACCAAAAAACAUUGGAUGUCGUUAUUGUGUUUCACAUUAGUGAUGUCUUCCUUCCAGGUGGCUCCUCCGGGUCGGUUCCCUGUGGCACCACUGAACCCCCAGGCCUCCCCAGCCCCCUCCAGCUUCACUGCUCCAGCCCCAGCUCAGUACACCACUGGGGGGAGCCUGAGCCAGUGGAGCGGGGUGGGGGGACCACCAGGACCACAACAACAACAAACACACAUGCCUCCAGUCCCUCAGCUACAGCAAAGUUUACAUCUCCAGCAAGCCCAGCCUGCUCACCCAUUACAGACACAGCCCUUGCAGCAAUCCCCUCUACACCAACAACAACAGCCCCUACAGACUCCACUACUGUCUCCUGUACAGCCACAGACAGGGCAACAACAUAUACCCCAGCAGCCCCAUGUAGGUGUAGGAGCCCCACCUCAGAAUAAACCUCUGUUGCCUUCCCAGAUGCCCCAGAUGGCCCCGUCGUCUCAGCUGGCCCUAGCUCAGCCUGGGUGUCUGAUUCCUGGGUCUAGCAACAAUGCAGUAGUGGGGCCCAUAGACACUGGCGCUGCUGCUGCUGUUACUGCCCCCGGUGGCCCCGGAGGGACAUUCUGUUUCUGCUCCUCCUCUUCUUCCUGCUCCUCCUCCUGCUCUGCUGCUGCUCUACCAUCCAGUGCCAAACUUCACCCCAUGCCCCCAACCUCCACUCUUCCUCUGGGACAGCAGUGA
Messenger RNA from Coregonus sp. 'balchen', 28216 nucleotides. NCBI's taxonomy places the organism in Eukaryota, Metazoa, Chordata, Actinopteri, Salmoniformes, Salmonidae. The record is from the annotation of a GenBank genome assembly.